Emiliania huxleyi CCMP1516 is the source of this 471-nucleotide messenger RNA. RefSeq lists its product as hypothetical. The transcript has a single exon. The record is from RefSeq and is a predicted model, not a curated record. Gene Ontology annotation, molecular function: protein binding. NCBI's taxonomy places the organism in Eukaryota, Haptophyta, Isochrysidales, Noelaerhabdaceae. The annotation marks the transcript as partial.
AUGCUCCUCGGUCAGGGCGCGGCGCUCGACAUCGCAAACCUCAACGGGUGGACGGCGCUGCACAAGGCCGUCGAUGGCUCGGACGUGCGCACCACGAGGGCCCUCCUCGAGGCCAGGGCGAGCACGGCGUGCAAGACCAACGACGGCCAGCGCGCCCUGCGCAUCGCGGUGGGCAAGCAGAGCGCCGAGCUCACGUCGCUGCUCAUCGAACACGGGGCAAGCGUUGACGACAGGGACGCGGACGAGCGCACACCGCUGCACGUGUGCGCCAAGGAGGGGCACACGGACAUUGCCGCCCUGCUACUGCGCUCGGCAGCCGACGUCGCCGCCUUCGAUGCCACGCGCCAACGGCCACUCCACCUGGCCGCCGCACACGGCCACCUCCACACGGUGAGCCUGCUGCUUCACAACGGAGCCCCGAUCGCCGCCAAGGACGGCGAAGGCGCCACGGCGUACGACGUGGCCACGGCA